Messenger RNA from Spirodela intermedia, 3538 nucleotides. The record is from the annotation of a GenBank genome assembly. NCBI's taxonomy places the organism in Eukaryota, Viridiplantae, Streptophyta, Magnoliopsida, Alismatales, Araceae.
AUGGCGUCGAUCUCACCGCUAUCGUUCACGGCGAUGGGCCAGGUCUCGGAGAGGAGGGCCCCGGACACGUCGGGAUUCCGUUCCUUCGGCUUCUCCGCAGUCAGUUUCUCGGGGUUCCGUGGGAGGGUGGAGACAUCGGGUUCUCAGAUGGUCGUCCGGUGCGUCGCAGCCACGGGAGGUGAAGUUAUUAUUGUCUAGUUAUCUUGUGUACAUCGCAGUGAUCCCUAAUAAAAAUUGGAAUGUAGUUUUAGGAUUUUUUUAUUUAUGUUAAUAUUUUAUAGAUAUGUAUUUUUGAUUUUUUAUGUUGCUUGACCAAGAAAUUCUGCUCAGCUGUUCCAUGAGCGACCAAUUCAUCACAGGACAAAUUGCAUGGCCCUACACUUGCUGAUUUAGUUGUAGAGGAGGGCCGAUUUUAUCACUGUAUCAUUCAUUCUCCUGCUUCACGUACACUACUUUUUUUCUUUAUAGGAUUUGGACAUGUUUUUCGAGGAUUUGCUUGAUCCGCUGUGACGUCGGGUUCAAUGAGAAAUUCCAUAUGCUUUUGUCCUCCCAUUUUUCAAUGCCGUUAAUUGUAAUGAACUGCUAUUUUAUUCUGGGUGAUGAGAUGUAGGAUGCAUACUUCGUCGAUAAUAGUAUUAAUUAGUCAAGUCAGGAAUUGUGGCGGUUCGUAUAAAGAAUCAUUCGUGAAGAAUAGUUUGAUUAAUUCGUUCUCCUUCAAUACCAGAUGCCUUACCAACUGUAUCAGACACAAAGAUGAAUUUCCUCAAGGCGUACAAACGACCCAUCCCCAGCGUAUACAACACAGUUUUGCAAGAGCUCCUUGUGCAACAGCAUCUAAUGAGAUACAAAAGAACGUAUCAGUAUGAUGCGGUCUUUGCGCUUGGUUUUGUGACUGUCUAUGACCAAUUGAUGGAUGGGUAUCCAUACAGUGAUGAUCGAGAUGCAAUUUUUAAAGCUUACAUUGAGGCCCUGAAGGAGGAUCCUGAACUGUACAGGUAUUUAACGUCAUUAUCCGGCUAUGUUCUGUGCUCCAAUAUAUCUCAAAGUCCUGUUAUUAGGUCAGUGAUGCAUUAGCCACUGCCUUCACAAACUUCAACGACACCUCAGACAUGGUGGACCAAUUGAUGAAAAUUUAUUGUUAAUUAUUUUUAGACGAGUGCGGAAACUCUCUGUUGAUUAAUAGGGCAUCUCUUGCAUCUAAUAUUUUAUGAAGGAAACUUUGCGGGAGAAUUAAUUGUUUAUUAGAUGGUUCAAAACACUGGUUUUCAAGUAAGAACAUAAAUUAUUAAGCUAUACUUGGUCACAGGCUUGAUGGAAAAAAAAGAACAUAAACAUGUACGACUCAUACGAAAAUUGCAGUCUGGUAAUGCUUUGGCCUUUUUAUUUUAACAUUUCCUUGUGGGCGUUGCUGAUGUCCUUCAAGUUUGAGAAAUUUUGACGUCAAGAUCCCAUCCAUUUGUCAUAUUUUCUCACAUCCGUCAGGAUAUGGAUUAGCUCAUAAGCAGAUCUAUUUUUUAUGCGGUUUGCUUGAGAAUAAAUAGCGAUGAAAUAAAAGGUAUUCAUCUUAUUUUAUGAACUAUCCAUUAUUUUUAUUGGCUUUUUGAUUAGCUCGACAGACAUCUUCUUGCUUGUAUAUUUGCGUGAUGUCAUGUGAAUAAUAAUAAAAAAACUAUAUCCUGAUAUUUUUAAAAAUCAUAAAAAUAUCUUGAACUUUUGGUUGAUUAUGGUGCAUAAUAAUCAUAUGAUUUUCUAGAAGCUUUUCUCUGUUCACCGUUUUAGAAUUUUAAACUUGUUCACGGUCAUCCAAUAGUAUUCUUGUAGUAGAGAAAAAUAUUGCAUUAUUCUCCAAAAAUCGGUACACCCUUAAAAUAUUCUCAUUUAUCUAUAUAUUUAUAUCACAGUUCAGGUGAUCUUCUUUGGCUUGUUUCUUACAGAUCUGAUUCUCAGAAGUUGGAACAGUGGGCACGUGCGCAGAAUGCGAGUUCUUUGGUCGACUUCCCUUCAAGGGAGGGAGAUGUUGAGGGAAUUCUGAAAGAUAUUGCUCAAAGAGUGGCAAGUAAGGGAAACUUCAACUACAGCCGAUUCUUCGCAAUUGGCCUGUUUCGUCUACUGGAAUUGGCAAAUGCACCUGAGCCAACUGUCUUGGAGAAGGUACUUUUCCCUUACGUUGACAUCCUUCUAUUGAUUUUCACACUCCAACUUCUUUGCUUCUUCAGUGAUAAUUCUCACCUUCUGUGAUCUCUUUCUGCACCGUGCUGAAUGUGGAUAAUGAUACUUCUAUUUUCCAAUCUUGCUGAUUACUCAUGUUAUUUGGAAUAUAUAUAUAUAUAUAUUAUUUUCUACCUUUAUUCUUACAUUUAGGGGUUUUUUAAAAAGAAAAACUGUUACGAUGAUUUAUUGUCUCUGACGUGCGUAUAUUUAUUGGAUCAACAACAUCUGUGCUAGAUCUGUUGAUAAUUCAAUCGAAUCAGUAUCUUUCUUUCAUCCGAACCCAUUUCAACCGUAUGACACCGUAUACGAAUGGCAGUUCAUAUUUUUAGUAGGAGAACCUUGAAAUCGUAUCCAGAUUACAAAAAGUUUGAGCCGUUCAGUACGAUUCCGACUUGGGUUCCAUGUGACAGUAGGUACCAUUCUGCCAGAUUUUCAUAUCAUUUCGGGCUCUAGCCAUUUAAUCGAUCCUCGGAUCCUUUUUUACUGCCGGAAAACCACAACAUUACUAUUACUAUUACUAUUACUCGAAAAGGGGAGUUUUUUUUUUCAAUUUUUUUUUUCUAACCAGGGAGAGGGCAGGGAAGGACAUGGUGUCUGUAGUCAGACUGAUGUUUCUGUGUCUGGAACAGCUGUGUGCCGCCCUGAACAUAGAAAAGCGAAGCGUGGACAGAGAUCUUGAUGUGUACCGUAACCUUCUCUCCAAGCUGGUCCAGGCGAAGGAGCUCCUGAGGGAGUACGUGGAGAGGUAUUUCUGAACCGCCGCCCGCCCUCUGAAAACAUUUGUUUUGAUCCGAUGCGCGACGGCCAGGAAAAGGGGGAAAUUUUUUCGAAGCCCUUUGCAUGGGUAUUUAUGAUUUCGGAAAUUUAUAUCCGGACAAAAUAACAGCCCUGCGUUGACCUGGCACAGUCAGUCUCUGUGUUACUGAGUGUUGCUUGCUUCGAGUUGAACAUGAGCGGUGUGAUAACCUCUCUCUCUCUCUCUCUCUCUCUCUCUCUCCCUCUCUCUCUCUUCCUUGCUGUAGUGGACUCUGUCCCCUUGUUCAUGGAAGCUGCAUGGAGCAUUAUACGUGUUUUUGGUCAUCUCUCUCUCUCUUAAUUGCUGUGGUGUACUCUUGCCCUCUUGUUCAUCUUAGCUGCAUGGAGCGUUAUAUGUGUUUUUGAUCAUCUCUCUCUGUCUCUCUCUAGGCCGCUCACAUGAAGGAUCAUACUAAUCCUCCGCAAUUCCGUUUUCAGGGAGAAGAAGAAGAGGGAGGAGAGGGCGGGAUCGCAGAAGGCGAACGAGGCCGUCACGAAGAUCCUGGGCCAGGUCGGCCUCGACACGCAGUGA